UUCAUCUUCACCGUUGCGAGUCGGGAGAGAUAUAUAGCAAAGAUACCACCGGCCGGCCGGGAGCCCGGGACACAAAUGGAUAGAGAAGAUGAGACAGAGAUGAAGGAAGGAGCAGAGGCAGUAGUGCAAGUGAUGGCGCCACCAUCUCGGUUCAGGAGGAUAUGCGUCUUCUGCGGGAGCAGCAAGGGCAACAAGACGAGCUACCAGGACGCCGCCGUCGAGCUUGGCGAGGAGCUGGUAGCAAGAAACAUUGAUCUGGUGUACGGAGGAGGGAGCGUGGGGCUCAUGGGCCUGGUCUCUCAAGCGGUCUACAGCGGAGGCAGGCAUGUCAUCGGGGUGAUUCCCAAGACUCUCAUGCCUAGAGAGAUAACAGGUGAGACUGUGGGAGAGGUGAAGGAGGUGGCAGGUAUGCACCAAAGGAAGGCUGAGAUGGCCAGGCAAUCUGAUGCCUUUAUAGCGCUCCCUGGGGGCUACGGAACACUCGAGGAGCUUCUGGAAGUAAUCACAUGGGCCCAGCUUGGCAUCCACGACAAGCCGGUCGGGCUGCUGAACGUGGACGGCUACUACAACGCCCUGCUGUGUUUCAUCGACAAUGCCGUGGACGAAGGAUUCAUCAAGCCCACUGCCCGCCACAUCAUCGUUCUCGCUCCCACGCCCAAGGAACUGCUCGACAAGCUGGAGGAGUACUCUCCUCGGCACGAGGAGGUCGUGCCGAGGACGAAGUGGGAGACGACGGAGCAGCUGAGCUGCUGCAAGAUCCCUGCGCUGAAAGAGGGCACGGUGAUCGUCCCGGCGCAGCGAGGAAGCAUGCUGUGAGAGCUGUGAGUUCGGUCAGGUUUCGAGGAGGCUCUGAACCUGUUGACGGCGGAUGCGCAAGCUGCAAAUCUAGAGCACCCCGUAGCCACAUUGCCUUGUUUUAAUUCCUGUAG
Triticum dicoccoides is the source of this 929-nucleotide messenger RNA. RefSeq names its product cytokinin riboside 5'-monophosphate phosphoribohydrolase LOG1-like. Gene Ontology annotation, molecular function: hydrolase activity, hydrolyzing N-glycosyl compounds. NCBI's taxonomy places the organism in Eukaryota, Viridiplantae, Streptophyta, Magnoliopsida, Poales, Poaceae. Gene Ontology annotation, biological process: cytokinin biosynthetic process. The transcript is spliced from 7 exons. Bases 76 to 816 code for a protein of 246 amino acids. The record is from RefSeq and is a predicted model, not a curated record. Gene Ontology annotation, cellular component: nucleus; cytosol.